AUGGUCCAUACCUACCAGAGCACUAUGAGCCGGGCUGGGCCUGGGGGGGAGACCUUUGUGCCAGCGGGCUUCCUGGCCCCUGCCAGGCUAUCUGCUAAGCAGAUUCCCGGCCUUGACCCUGGUCGGGACUCCCCCUGCCAGCUCCGCUGGGUCUCUGCGCAUCUCCGCCUCAUCGACGGCAAAUUCCUCAACUUUCGGGCGCUGUUCCGGGAGGGCUCCGGAGCUGGAGCUGGGUCUGACCCCCUAGAAGCUCACCUAAGCGACCUGCUUCAGGCAGUAGCCUCGCUCCAGACCCGGUAUCCAGUGCUGGGCGGACCGCGAGUUCGGGGGGCCGUGGCAGCGCUGGUCAGCUCCGUGCAAGGUCUCCCCCAGACCCAGGGCACUGGAAGCAGAAAUCGGUACAGUGAAAUCUUCAGGAGCCUGGACAACCUGGAGAUUUCUUUGGGGAAUGCGGCUGUGGAAAUGUUGGUUGGAGACUCGGAAUCUGAUUACCCUGAGCCAGGAGCGGAGACUAAUGAGACCCAAAGCUGGAGCAGCCCCUUCCCAGGAGGCCCUGCCCCCCUCACAGGGGAGGAACUGGACAUCCGGCUUGUCCGUAGUGAAGGAGGAGUGGAGGCUGCCUUGGAUUAUGCCAAAAUGUGGAGCAAACAUAUAAAAGAGAUUCUGUGCUGGACUGAAAAAAGAGCAAACUAUGAGCUAGAAUUUUCCAAAAACAUCAUGAAGCUUGCUGAGGCAGCAAAGGUAUCCAUUCAACAGCAGCAUCCUCCAGGACCACUCCGAGAUGUCUAUGGCCUCUUCCUAGAGCAGGACUUCACCCUUGGAGAGCUGACGUUACAGAUAUUGGCACAGCAAAAACGUGAUUAUUGCCAGCCCCUGGUGGUCCAAAGGAAUGAGAUAGAGAAAAGGAGGAAAGAGAUGAAGGCCCAGUGGGCUCGUGAACAGAAGAGGAUGAAUGAAGCGGUGCUGGCCUUGCGGCGUGCUCGGCUCCAGUACCUGCAGAGGAGUGAAGAUGCACAGACCCGAAUCUUGGGCUUUCCUGAGGUCCCCAGCAAGCAGCAGGAGCGCCGUCGCCGUUCACGAGAGGAUGCUCAGGCCAAAGUAAGGGCAUGGUUUCUGAUCCUGCUCAGUGUGAGCAUUUUCUCUGACUCUGCUUCCCAAUGCCUCCAUUUCCCUUCUCUCUCCAUUCCUUGGUUUCUCUAGGCACAGGAGGCCGAGGUUCACUAUCAGGCCUGUAUCCGAGAGGCCAACCUCCGGCAGCGGGAUCUGGAGGCCACAAAACAGAGAAUUGUGUCCCGUGUCCGGAAGAUGCUAUUUCAGGGGGAUGUGGAGCUCAAAAAGGUGUCCUUGAACUUCUUUAGCCUUCGGGGGGGCCUGGCUGAAAGAGGACCCCAGGGCUUCUCGGCACUUAACGAAUGUUGUGUGCCCUUUGAGCCUGGCCAGCAAUACCUUGAGUUUGUGCAGAUGAUGUGGCCAGAGCCUCCUCCUCCAGCCCCACCAGAUUUCUCCUUCCAGGAGUUUGUGGCCUCAGCACACAGCUCCCCUCUGGAUGCUCGAAAGAAGGUUCCAUCCCAGCAAUCCUUGCAGUCUAAUGAAUCCUUAUUGGAGCUCAACCUCUGGGAGGAGCCUGGAGACCAUGGGAGCCUGGGUACCUGUCUAGGGAGCGAUGUGGACAGUGUGGGUGGAAGCAGUGAGUCUCGGUCUCUGGACUCCCCUACAUCCAGCCCUGAGCUCGGGGAUGGACCAGACAAUGAGACAUCUUGUCCUUUGAAGAAGUGGUCAUUAUCCAGCGCAGCCCAAACCCACCGUUUCCGAAAGCUUCGAGGCCCAGCCAAGUGCCGGGAGUGUGAGGCCUUCAUGGUCAGCGGGAUCGAGUGUGAGGAGUGCUCUCUGGCCUGCCACAAACGUUGCCUGCAGUCAUUACUGAUCCUGUGUGGCCACAGGAAGCUUCCAGCCAGAACUCAGCUCUUUGGAGUUGAUUUUUUACAGCUUCCUCGAGACUUCCCUGAGGAGGUGCCCUUCUUGGUCAUUAAGUGCACUGCUGAAAUUGAGCAUCGUGCACUGGGUGUACAGGGUAUUUACCGGAUCAGCGGGUCCCGACUUCGAGUAGAACGGCUGUGUCAGGCCUUUGAAAAUGGCUGGGCCUUGGUGGAGUUGUCUGGUAACUCUCCCCACGAUGUUACUGGAGUACUCAAGCACUUCCUUAAGGAGCUCACAGAUCCUAUCAUCCCCUCUCAACUCUAUUGUGCCUUCAUCUCUCUGGCUAAGACCCUGCAACCAGAGGUAUCAUCAGAUGCCUCAAGAAACACUGAACCUGAACUCAAUCUUGGCCCCAGCCCUAAUGCUGACCCUGAGGCUGAAGCUGUCAGUGCCCUGAAAAAUCUCCUAAGACAGUUGCCUGGCUCCAACUAUAAUACUCUCCGGCAUCUAGUGGCCCAUCUGUUCAGGGUGGCCUCAAGGUUUGAAGAAAAUAAGAUGUCAGCCAACAACCUGGGCAUCGUGUUUGGGCCAACACUGCUUCGGCCACCAAAAGGACAAGGUGGGGUCAGUACCAACCCAGUGGCCUGUCUCCUGGACUCAGGAUACCAGGCCCAGAUGGUGGAGUUCCUCAUCAUCCACUAUGAGCAUGUCUUUGGGAUGGAAGAACUCCCUCCCAUCCCAACAGAAACAUCUGAUCCUGGAAUUCCUGGGCCUGCCACACAGACCUCAGCCUAUGGAGAGGGGUCUGGGACUCCAGGGCUCCAAGCAUUAUCUGAUGAGACUUCACUACCCAAAGGUGACUUCAUUGAGUGGAUCAAUUCAGAAGGCGGCGAGGAAGAGUCCAAUCAAGUGCGUGAGGAAACCCCCCUAGGGACACAAUCCCGUGGCCACUUCAGUCGACAGCCUGUGAAGUAUACCCGGGCAGGGGGAGUCAGGCCAGUCAUCCACCAGCUGUCCAGCCUGGCCUUGGUGGCCUCUAAACUUUGCGAGGAAACCCCUAUCAAGGACCGACAUGGAAGCCUUCGGGGCCAGGGGCCUUGGGCCAGUGCCUCCUCAGAAAGCAGCCCCUUUCGAAGAGCCAAAUUACCAAAGCACUUUGAGAUUACCCAGGAGACAGCCAGACUCCUCUCCAAACUCCAGGGAGAGGGGACCCAGGAUGGAAGGCAAUCUCCCUGCUGGCCUGAGCCUGAGCCACAACCCUGCCAGGCUGAGCCCUCCCUCCAGCCCCAAUCCCAAGCCCAGUUUGAACUCCAGCCCCAGUGUGAUGAGGCAGAGGACCAUUUAUAACUUAAAGCCCCUUCCUCCCUGUCCUGGAAUCUCAGGGUCAACAGGUCAUUUUCUGGUCACCUAGAGCAGUGGGUCAGUGCUUCCUGGCCAUUGCUGCCACUAACAGCCAAUAAAUUUCUCUGUCUUCCUGG
Messenger RNA from Gracilinanus agilis (Agile Gracile Mouse Opossum), 3395 nucleotides. It is a transcript of the gene GMIP, whose product is annotated as GEM interacting protein. The record is from RefSeq and is a predicted model, not a curated record. Gene Ontology annotation, molecular function: GTPase activator activity. NCBI's taxonomy places the organism in Eukaryota, Metazoa, Chordata, Mammalia, Didelphimorphia, Didelphidae. Gene Ontology annotation, biological process: activation of GTPase activity; signal transduction; negative regulation of GTPase activity. Gene Ontology annotation, cellular component: plasma membrane.